Molecule: messenger RNA, 369 nt
Organism: Cylicostephanus goldi
Lineage: Eukaryota; Metazoa; Nematoda; Chromadorea; Rhabditida; Strongylidae
Source: the annotation of a GenBank genome assembly
AUGCGAACUUUUAGCGCCAAGGUGCGGUUCGUGGUACUGCUCCUGUCUUGUCUGGUGCCCGAUGCGAGACAAUUGGCGACGACGGCCAGGCUCAACGCCGAGCGUCUGGCUGGAUCCGGAGGAGUCGUGAGAAUUGGUCAUCUACAGCCAAACAAUCCCAACAUUGCACAUGAGCCGGAGAUUCUCAAAAUGUGUGCCAAAGAUUUGAAGGAGAGAAAGAUCCUUCCGAUUAACUAUACUUUGACAGUCAUGACAAUGGAAAGCUGCAACAAGUUCUCCGGAGUCGAGCAUGCAGCUUAUUUGCACUACAUGAAGAAUGCUACAAUUUACUUUGGCCCAGGAUGUAAUAAUGGUGAGUCUUUUCGAUAA